UCCCAUCACAGCUGCUUCGUUGCUGCUGCACUGCGGAAGAAUGCUACGAACGAACUAAACAAAUAAACCUGUUAGCAUACACUGAAGUGACGUUCCCUCGCUUUUAUGUUUACAGUGAAGAAUGAAUAUCAAGCUAUAAGUAUAAGGGCAUGAAUAUAUCGCUCUUUCUUUCAUUACCUGCCUGAGCGGAUGGAGUAAAGAAUGAGUUAUAUAAAUAUGGAAGAGGAUCUGACAUGUCCCGUCUGCCUGGAGCUGUACGCAGAUCCUUUGAUGAUGCCCUGCUCACACAGUGUGUGCAAGGCCUGUCUCCUCAACAUCAUGAAAAGUAGGGCCAAGGCUGACAAACAAGAUCUUGAAUGCCCAACCUGCAGAAACACGCACACUCUGAAGACAGACCAAGUGGAAACACUGCCUAAGAACCUAGCUUUGGAGAAUAUUGUCUUCCGUUAUCAGGAGAUUCAAAGUUUUAACAUGAGCAAGGGGAGUCCGAACUUCUCUGGCUGUGCCUCGCCAACUGACGAUGUGAUGCUGGUUCCCGUCAGUGAUGCUGACACGUCCGAUGAGGUGUUUGAGAGCUCAACUGAUGCUUCUGAUUGUGGCAUGUGCGAGGAGCCGCAGAAACAGCGUGCUGAUUGGUUCUGCCAGCAGUGCCAGGUACACUACUGUCAGCAGUGUUUGGAUCGCUUCCACCCACGACGGGGCACCUUGCGAGAACACAAGGUGUGCAAGUCGGUGCCGACACCUGCCUCUGGGGGCUGUGCCCUCUGGUGCCAUGACCACCCCCAGGAGAAGGCUCACAUCUUUUGCGACUCGUGUAAGACAGUCGCCUGCCACUUGUGUGUCUGCCAGGGUCAGGGAGCUCACUGUGGUCAUGUGAUCUUGGACAUCGCCACCGCCAAGAGGCAGUUGCAGGAUGUUUUGAAAAAUGCAAGGGAGGAACUGGGCACUUUAGCGUCUUCAUUUCAAGAGAAGGAGUGUGAGAUUGCCUCUCAGUUAAAGAACUUGAAGGUCCUCCAGGAGACGUCCAGGACUCAGAUCAGCAGCCAGUACAGCUGCAUGCUGGCCGACAUUGUGUCUGUUCUGGACUCCCUGAAACAACGAGCCCUACAGAAAAUUGAUGGUGUUGUACUACAGCACUUCAACAUCCUGUCAGCAGAGAGUCAGAGUUUACGCUCAGCACUGGCUCAGUGUCAGGGUCUUGUUUCUGCCUGUGAUUCUCUGGUUGCCGAUCAGGUGAAAAAGCAGAGGAAGGAAGUAGGUUUGAGUGUAAUGCAUGGGACAGAGAGCAGCGAUGUCUUGAUGGUGGAGGCUCACCUUCAUGAUGACUUGAGUUUUUCAUCAGGGGAUGGGAAUUUCGACUCCGGCAUCGUUUCUGAAGUGACCCCCAAAUCAAAAUCUUCAGAACGAGGUAGUCCUGUGUCUCUGGCUGAGAGGUCUGGAGGCAAACGUAGAAGUGGUGUCGAUAUAGACAAGACCCCUAGACGACCGAUUCAGGAAACGGAAAAACCUCUUGAUAACGCUAAUGUGAUGCAGGACCAAAAUGCUAACCCAUGUAAAAAUGAGAUCACUGAGAGGGAAAAGAACAGACACACCAGCGUACCGAGUGACACGCGCAGAAUUAUCCAUUCCAGGGAUCGCUCUCUCCCAACUCCUCGCCCACUGUCUGCCAAUAUAGAGGGCAACAAAAGGUUGUCCAAUCCAGAUUGUGUGAACCUCUACACACGGUCUCUUUCUGAAAAGUCAAGCGUUGGCAAAAAUGACUUGAAAAAGUUGGAUAUGGUGUCAGGGUCAAGAAGUGUUCCUGAAGAUCCUCUCGCUGAAAAAGGAGCCUUAGAGAGCGCUUUGAAUGAGAGGAAAAUCAGUGAGGGGAGUAAAGGCUUGCGCAGAUUUAGAGAAAGAGGGAGCAGCAUGCAGAAUCUGCUGGGCUCUCAAGAGAGGCUGCUUGAUGGUGGGUCGGAUAGGGGAGACAGUCCUAGACGUAUCAAGGAUCAAGGGAGGGUAUCUCAGAGUGUGGAGAACUCGUUGCUUCUCCGAGCUGAGGAAGUUGGCCCAAUAUUGGAGCAGGUGGCAGUCCUCUGCAAAGAGACUCCAUUCCACAACUUGUGCAAGUCGGAGAGCCGUGUUGUCAAUGUCAGUGUCAGCAAAGCUGUGACAUCGAGCAUCUCAGACUUUCAGAGUCAGGCUCUGUCUGUGAUAUGUAGCCUGUCAGGAGAAACUUGUACUGGUGCUGACGCUAUCACACCGGCGGUACGUUCAGUUGUGUCCCCUGCUGCUGCUGGGGGGCAGGCAGGUGCUCGGCGUGUCCAGAGUCGUACGCUGAUCACAUGGGGUUUCAACUCCACAACUUUCUCGGCCGAUCCAGUCAGCGGCAAUGCCCAGUGGUCAGUGAGUGUCCACAGGAACACUAGCCACAUUGGUGACAUUCGCAGUGGAUAUCUGUUUGGGCUCGGGGUGUCCAGCAAAUGUCUCGGCAGUAAAGAUCAGGUCGGGAUGAACCCGCACUCUUACGGUGUCAUCUGCACCAAAGGCAAUCUGGCCUUCAGCCAUAACAGUCAUGUGACCCCGAUUGCGGCGCUGACUGACCUCCCAGUGACCGUCACAUUAUCCGUACAUCGUGGUUCCCACGGCUGUCUCUUGCUUUACAGAAUCUCCCAGAGCUCAGCCUCCAGUGACAUCUGUGGCCGUCGUAUCAUUAUGCAGGCGGAUGACAAGGGAGAGAAGUACUGCGAGAAUGUGGAGGAUCUGGAACUUUACCCAGUGUUCACCGUUAGUCAGAGGGUCAAGAUGCAGUUUCCUUUGACUUCUGACAUUUGAAAAACUUUGGUUUCGAUUAUACUCUGUGACUUGAUUUGUUAUUUCUACAGUACAUUUCCUUUUCGUUUCUUGGCCAAUAGCACACAGCACCCCUUUUACCUUCUAGAAACCUGUUGUAUGCUGCUAGUAUGGCCUCAGACUUGCUGACUGAAAGCAUUUUUAACAGGGCAUUACUUUUGAAAUUUAUGGCUUUGGUACCUUGAAAAAUGUAGUAAAAUAAGUUGUGACUGAAUGCCAAAAGACCAGUUUUGGACGAAGUGUGCAAAAUAAUCUCUCAAACUCCAUUCUGGAUAUCUACCUGUAGAGUGAAAUGAAACAAGAACUCCUGCUAUUUUGUUUACAGUUUGGAUCCCUCUGCUGUAGUCAAAUUGUUUUUGAUUUGGCUUGGUGUGUCUGGGAAGAUUUUUAUUUCGUAAUUAGUGUCACGACGCGGUGGAAUCAGGUGCUCGUCAAUUUUGGGUCAUUUUUAACUACUGGUAUCCUUUUAACCCCUUCAAUGCCUCAGGUAAAUAGGCCCCUGUUCCAGGGGAAAUCCCAUGAACCAAGGCUGCUCAGGUUGACCCGACUCUACCUCCUAUAAAUAUUUCCUCAUGAAUUUCUGCAUGUACAUUAAACAUUGAACCACAUUUCUAUUGAUAUAAUUUUUUUGGGAUUUCAUUGAGAGAUGGAGAAAAGUUGGAGUUAGUAACAUGAUGCCAAAAACAACUCCGCCAAACUACAUAAACAACGCACAUUCGAGUAAUGAUAAACUGAGACAGAAAAAAGGGAAAACAUGUUAUGUGAGUGUUUGAAGGUAAAGAGGAAGUGACAAGAGGCUUUUCCUACCUUACACAACGCUUGUACAAUCCAUAUAUAUAUAUAUAAUCAACAUUUUUCUGUACAAUCCACACAGAAAUAUGUUCUUUUAAGGGCAUGAAAGGUGUUGAGCCAAAAAAAAAAA
Aplysia californica (California sea hare) is the source of this 3754-nucleotide messenger RNA. RefSeq lists its product as uncharacterized. NCBI's taxonomy places the organism in Eukaryota, Metazoa, Mollusca, Gastropoda, Aplysiida, Aplysiidae. The coding region runs from base 202 to 2814 and encodes 870 amino acids. Gene Ontology annotation, molecular function: zinc ion binding. The transcript is spliced from 11 exons. The record is from RefSeq and is a predicted model, not a curated record.